Messenger RNA from Malus domestica (apple), 775 nucleotides. The record is from RefSeq and is a predicted model, not a curated record. NCBI's taxonomy places the organism in Eukaryota, Viridiplantae, Streptophyta, Magnoliopsida, Rosales, Rosaceae.
AUGCUCCAAAAAGUUCCCAUUCCCCACAUCGAAAAAGCUCAUCGCUCCAAGCUCCUCCGCACUCUGGAGGCCUCCUUGGGAUCGUCUUUCAACUCCGAGCGGCUCUGGCAGCCCAGCCCCAUAAUUAUCGUCAUUAGUGGCCCCAGCGGCGUCGGGAAAGACACGGUCAUAAAAAAGCUCAAGGAUUCCAACGAGAACUUGCAUUUCGUGGUAACGGUGACGACCCGCGUAAUGCGGCCUGACGAAGUUCACGGCAAAGAUAAUUACUUUGUGAGCAAAGAUGGGUUUUUGACAAUGGUGGAGAGAAACGAGUUUCUAGAGUACGCGCUGGUGUACGAAAACUAUAAAGGGAUUCCCAAACAGCAGAUUAGGGAUGAAUUGGGGAAAGGGUACGACAUUGUUUUGAGAGUUGACAUCCAAGGUGCUCAGACUCUGAGGAAGAUUUUUAGGAAUUCGGCUGUUUUCAUAUUUUUUAUGGCGGAAAGUAGGGCAAAGGUUGUGGAGAGGCUGAUUGACCGGAAAAUCGACGAAGGACUUAUUGUGAGGGUUGCGACGGCUAGGGAGGAGGUGAAGCAUGUUAAGAAUUUCGAUUAUGUGGUGGUGAAUGUGGAGGGGAGGUUGGACAAUACAGUUAAGUUGGUGGAGUCCAUUAUCGACGCGGAGAGAACUAAGGUGCAGCAGAAGAGUUAUGUGAUAUAGCUGUGGAGGUAAAUGUGGUAGCAGAUCGAAUUUAUGUUUUACAAGUUUAAUUUUAGUUAUAAACCGUUGAAUUUGA